Molecule: messenger RNA, 1262 nt
Organism: Rosa rugosa (rugosa rose)
Lineage: Eukaryota; Viridiplantae; Streptophyta; Magnoliopsida; Rosales; Rosaceae
Exons: 3
Coding region: 117-1037 (306 amino acids)
Source: RefSeq, a predicted model, not a curated record
CCUCGCCGAUGACGCCUCUUCUUCUCUUUUCCAGGCCACAAUAAAUACCACCACCCCUUCCCUUCUCUUCCCAAAAACACCAGAGUCUCCUCUACUCUAGGGUUUUCGAUUUUCCGAUGGGAGGCGGCGUGAUGAGGACGGCGGCGAAGGUGGCCGGGAUCGGCAGCGUCAUGCACGGCGGGCUGCGCGGCUCGCCGGCGGCUCCGUCGUCCGGCAAGUCGGUGCGGACGGCCUCGGUCCCCGUCGCGGCGGGGAUAUCGGCGCAGAGCGGUAAGGGGGGUGAUAGGUCGGCGAUCGAGAAGCCGUUGCUGGAGGCGACGACGGCGGAGGACUGGCAAAUGGUCGGCGAGGGGGAGUUGGUGAUGUCGGCCGGCGAGCCGAUGCCGAGGGUUGUGUUCGGCGCCGCUCCGAGCUUCCAGGAGGCCAAAGAGGCCACCGACGAGUUGAAAGAUGCUCUGGAUAAGGCAUACCUAUCUUCACCCAAAAUUACUGAGCUUGGGGAACUGACUGCUGCUGAUAAGGUGUCGGGGCUGUCUCAGCUUUCAAACCCUGAGGCAGAGUCCCUUCUUAUUACUAGGACUUCAGUGCCACAACAUGCUUACCAGGCAUUUGAACUGCUGAGUCGAAGUACUGAGGCUCAGAAUGUUGUUGCUUCGAUUGCAAGUGACCCAAAUAUCUGGAAUGCUAUGAUGGAAAAUUCUGCGGUCAAACAAUUCAUGGAGUCUCAACAAAACAUAAAUUAUGCUCGGUAUGAAUCUGAAGCUUCAGAUUCGGAGGUUUUCAAUCCGGUAUCAUCUAAGGAGAUCGUAGAGGAACAUGAUUCAAGCCAAUCUUUUGACCUGGAACGUCUGUUCAAUGGUUUUGUGGAUAAAGUCAAGCUUACUGUCAAUACCAUUGUUAGCAAUUUGUCGACAUACAUUCAAAGCAUUUUUGGACCCCCUGCAGAUGACAAUGGGCCUACCAGAACUGCAAUAACAUCUGGGUUCAUGGGACUGGCAGUUAUGGUUGUAAUGGUGGUUUUGCUGAAGCGUGCCUAGAGCAUUAUCGGUCUGCCUAAAUUAUCAGAAACUGCAAAUCCAAAAUGGGUUCUCGCUGCAUGAAUGUUUAAUAAAUAGAUUAAAUUUUCCUUCUUGUUAUCCUUUAGCAAUACUUCUAGAGAUGAUUUUGCUAAUGGUUGUGUAUGACAUGUCUGUACAGUUUAUUGCUCAGACAUAAUUUGGGCAAUCAUAAUUCGAUAAUUACAUAGAUGCUGCUUUGCUUUC